Molecule: messenger RNA, 570 nt
Organism: Puccinia triticina
Lineage: Eukaryota; Fungi; Basidiomycota; Pucciniomycetes; Pucciniales; Pucciniaceae
Exons: 5
Coding region: 1-570 (189 amino acids)
Biological process (GO): translation
Cellular component (GO): ribosome; cytosolic large ribosomal subunit
Molecular function (GO): structural constituent of ribosome
Source: RefSeq, a predicted model, not a curated record
AUGAUCGUCCGCUGCUGCGGUCUGCUUCACGCCCGCGGCGAGCUGCGGCGCGGUGGGCAGCUGGAGAGUCUGGCGAAAGCCAGCGCCGACGGCUGCCCCACGACCCUCGACGCCAACCGACCCGUACCCUCGAAUUCAUCUCCAAGGCUCUAUCAAAUGGAUAACGCAGGUUCCGCCGACUUACAAUGGUUACUCCUCCGAGGAUGGAACUCUAAAGUCGUCAAGCGUGGCUCCGCUGGCUUUAUGUUCAGUUCAGAAGCCGGAAACUUGAAGAACACCCACUCUCCUCGUUAUUCCGGUCUCGUUCACCCGAAGCCAAUGGGUGUGACUGCAGCACCAUCCGGUGGUGUUUUGAUCACCACUCGAAAGGCCUCAGCCAACCCCCGUCAGGUUAAGGCCGCACGUACCACCGUCCGAGUCAACGGAUCAAUGGCCGGCUCCCGACGAGCUGCUGGAAAAGCCGCCAAGGCCGCCAAGAACUAUCGCUCUGACCUUGCCAGGGCCGCUAUUCUCCGCGCUGCCCGAAUUGCCCAGACAAACGUCCGAAGCAAGAAGCCCAAGUCCGCAUAA